AGGUGAAUUUUUUAGUGCUAUAUGGUAAUUUUCUAGGUGGGUUUUGUUGGUAAAGAAAGAUUGACUACUGGUUGGGUGGAGGGGGAGAUGAGAGGGUCGUGAUGGUAUGUUGGGUUUGAGUGUUUAGGGGUUAUUGAGUAACAGAGGGGGAUGGGAUUGGGCAGUGAGAAUGGUAAAGUGAAGACUUGGGAAGUGGGAGAAUCAAAGGGGGUCUGAUCGUAACACCACACAUACUGUUGGGUAGAGCUCAUGUCAAUCUACUCAAAUCUAUUAGAAUUAGCCUCAUUGAAGCCUCCAAGCGCCUUCAAAAGAUUUCGACAAAUGACAAUGACCUCAUGUGCCUCAUCCUGUCCUACCACACUGCAUGUCACAAGUCCCACAUCAGUAACCUUCUAGGGUAUUUAGUAAAAAUAAAAUAAAAUAAAACCAACCUUCUAAAGGUCGGGUUAACUUGGAUGUCUAACUCGAUCCGAUCCGAAACUAAACUAGUUUGCUGACCUGACUACUAAACCAAUCUGGAUAUGACUGAAUCAACAACGUCAGAUUGGCCCAUAGACUUUUUUUAGAUUUAGAUUGUUGACUUAAGUCGAUCUAAACCAGACCAUUGGCCUUAUCUUAACUUUGACUAGAGUUGAAUUUUCAAAUCGAGUGUGCCCCACCCUUUUUUCUUAUAGAUUCUGACUUUGGGUUCAUUUUCUGAUUUGAGGCUUCCAAAACACAAAAUUAACCCCUCUCCUUGGGUUCAACAUCAGUUACAUUCAUUAACUCUUUUUUGUGCCUCAUCACAACGUUGUUCUUUGCAGAUGGUCCUCAGGCCCUUGGUGUAGCCACCUCAAGUAGCAGACCCUCCUUGAUCACUAAUGCAACCUUCUUAGGCUUUUAUUGUCUUUCGGCUUCAUCUGGCAUUGUUGUUUGUGUUCAUAAUUAGGAAUUUCACAUUCAUUCUACAUGGUCAUCUUUAAGGAAUCUUUAUCUUCAAGAGUUAUAUUCCAAACUCAAGUUGUCUUCAUCAAGCUUCCACCUUGAGUUUGAGAAGGAUGUUAGAGAUAAAAGGAACAAAGAAGUGGAUUCCUAUUGCCAUUUCUCUACUUGUAAUAUUCUUAUGCAUAUUGUGUUAUCUACUGUGGAGGAAAGUUGCACUUGAAUGGAAGAAUGAAACAAAAAAAGAAAUUGAAUUACUUGAUUUAGUGACAUCAGAGAGAUCUACCGUCAUUGGCAUUCCAAAUGAUAGGAAACAAAGGCAUGAUUUAAGUGUUUUAAGUUAUGCAUGCAUCUCGACCGCCACAAAUAACUUCUCAGCAGAAAACAAGCUUGGAGAAGGCGGCUUUGGAUCUGUUUAUAUGUGGUUACAUGUCUCCUGAGUAUGCUAUGAAGGGUGUAUUUUCAAUAAAAUCUGAUGUCUACAGCUUUGGGGUCUUAAUGCUUGAGAUCGUUAGUGGUAGAAGAAACAACAGCUUCGAACAUGUUGAUGAUGCUCUCAAUCUAGUAGGAUACGCUUGGGAUUUGUGGCAAAAAGGUGAAGGGAUAGAACUAGUUGAUCCGGCAAUAAGUGAUUCAUGUGUCAAAUAUCAAUUGCUGAGAUGCAUUCAUGUCAGUCUAUUAUGCGUAGAGGAUGGUGCAAUUGAUCGACCUACUAUGUCAGAUGUGCUAUUUUUGUUGACAAAUGAAAGUAUGCCGUUGCCUUUACCGAAAAAACCAGCAUUUUCUAUUGGAAGGAAAGCAAUUGAGGCUAAUAUUUCUGAUAAAGAAUCAAAUAACCAUUCACUAAAUGGCUUGUCCAUUUCCGAAAUGGAUGCACGAUAGAUGGAAGGUGAGAAUAAUAUCAUCAGAUUUCCUUUUCUUUAACAAUAAAAACACCUUGUGUAUAGCAAUGAGGUAGUUCAUAUCAGGGCACUAAGUAGAGAAUUAUUACUUCAUAUUUUCUAAGUAAUUAGUUCAAACAUCUUGUUGGUUGAAGUUUAUCUUUGAUAAUUCAAUACUUACAACAGUGGGAAGAGGAUUCAAACUCCGGUUCUCCUAAUAAAGAUUAGUAGGUUAUGUCAUUGAGCUACAAUGCUCUUGAAACUUCAAGUUUAA
This is a messenger RNA of Quercus lobata, 2076 nucleotides long. Its product is annotated as cysteine-rich receptor-like protein kinase 7. Gene Ontology annotation, molecular function: protein serine/threonine kinase activity. NCBI's taxonomy places the organism in Eukaryota, Viridiplantae, Streptophyta, Magnoliopsida, Fagales, Fagaceae. The coding region runs from base 1264 to 1803 and encodes 179 amino acids. The transcript is spliced from 5 exons. The record is from RefSeq and is a predicted model, not a curated record. Gene Ontology annotation, biological process: protein phosphorylation.